This is a messenger RNA of Eufriesea mexicana, 2900 nucleotides long. RefSeq names its product myb-like protein X. Gene Ontology annotation, cellular component: cilium; microtubule. The transcript is spliced from 11 exons. Lineage: Eukaryota; Metazoa; Arthropoda; Insecta; Hymenoptera; Apidae. Gene Ontology annotation, biological process: cilium assembly. The record is from RefSeq and is a predicted model, not a curated record. Gene Ontology annotation, molecular function: microtubule binding.
GUGAUGAACUCAGGCAACGUCUUUUGACAUCUAAGGGUUCCGAACUCGAUGUUCGCGCCGGAAGUCGUGUCACACUGGAAGAUCGGAUGGUUCACCAGUGUUUGAAGAUAAAAAGCUGCUGAAUAGGUAAAAUAACCACGCGUUAUCAUUAAAUAAAGACUGGUUGAUGUAGGUUAUUUUUUCUCUUUUUUUUUGCAUACUUGACCGUACCGUUAUUACCGACCGUGCAAAUUUCUUUUCGCGCAAACCGUGUCGCGCGCCAACAAUGAUCGGGAGAACAUCACUAGUGGAACAAAAAAGGAUUCAAUGGGCGAGAGAAAGAGAAGAAAUGGCUCGGCUUGGCGGGAAUUGGGAUCUUCUAAAAAAUAAUAACAAUAUCCGCACCAAUAUUCGCACCUACCCGAGCGGCGCAAGAAUGUCCUUGGCGGAAACAAAGGACAAACAGUCGUCCUCGAAACCUUUUCGUGCUACUGGUCAUUACGGAAGCACCGUCAGCCUGAAGAAUCUGGCGACAGAGAGUCCCGGAAACGGCGAUACGAGCGUAAAGUGUCUGGACUGCAAUGGUGGUAGCUUGAUAAAUCUGCACGAGCAACCGGAAGUGUCGCAAAUCAGGCACAGGAGCCCAAGCUUACCACCGAUUUAUAACAAGGAUCAACAACAAUACCUUUGUCAGGGUCAACAGCGAGACUUCGCAAUCGAAGGAUUACAUUACCAUUCUGAGAAACUGCAUCGACCUUAUGAUCGUCACGAGAAUACGAAGAAUAAUUAUUACGGCUCACAGGGAGAAGAACGUGAAGGAGAGACUUCCGGUUACGCUAGCGACUCUGUUGACGUACCUGUAUCAACGAAAGGAAAUUUGUUACCGGGUUGCAAACCAGUAGGAACUGAAAUGGCCGAAAAGACGUGGAAGAAUCCUUACCACACGACACCUGAAAGUUCAUUACCACCAUCAAGAAGAUUAUCUGAUGGUAGAAUGGGCGAACUUAACAGGCCAAGGUGGGGUAGUGUCUGGGGUCAGGAGACUGCACGGGGAGAUCCACCACCACCUUCUUGGUUGUCAAGAUUAGGACAUUCGAGUCAAGUUCUGGUUAUUAAUCAUGAGAGUGCAAGCAGUUCGGAUAGUUCAACGAUAGGCUCAAUUGGACUCGACAAGACUUACCUUCGUGGUCAAAACAUUCCUGUCGAUGCCGACAUUCUUCAAGAACGAGAAGCUAAAAGACAGAAAGCUCUAGAACUUCAAAAUGCGAUUAAAAAACAACUUGAAGAAAAAGAUCGACAAAGAAAGGAAGAAAAGGAACGAAGACUAAAGGAAGAACAAUUAGAAGAAGAACGAAUCAAACGAGAAAGAGAAAAAGAGAAAGAAAGAUUUGAAGAAGAGCAAAGAAAACUGAAGGAACGGGAAGCAGCUAAAUUAAGACAAGCUGAGGCUAUGCGUGAGGUUUUGGAAGCAGCAGAACGUUUAGCAAAGGAGCAAAAGAAAAUUCGACGUAAAUGUGAGAAAGGUAUCGAAGAAAAUCACAUUGUAUCCUCUACAGACAGUGAAUCGAAUGCUUUGAGUGAAUGUCAGUUCGAUCAAAAUUGUCUAAGUACAAGAAACCAACAGAAUAUAACUUUCGAUAAUGAUGAUGAUGAAGACAAACAUGACAAGUUGGAAACAUUUCAUAAAGAGAAAGAAAAUAACAAUAUUAAUAAUGAUAAUAAUAAGACGUACGAUUACAAUAGCGAGAAUAAUAAUGUCUCAAAUGAACAAGAACAAAAUAUGAAUAAUAUAAAAUCGGUUCAAGUUCCUGUUAGUAAAGAUGUGGCGAUAGUAUUGAGUGGUCGACUCGAAGACUCGGAACUGCUCAAUAAGGCAAAUCUACAAUUGGUUAACUUGGUGUUGACUCCAACACCGAGAAAAUUGGAAAAUUAUUCAACCAAUAAUUUAUCUAUAGGCCUAAAUACCUUCAUACAAAAUAUGGGAAGUUCGAAUUUUAUUCCAAAUUCAUCCAGAAUUCCAUCGACAAUCGUAGAAAACAGAUUACUUACGCCAAGCAAGUACAGAUCCACAAACGGUCGAGAUUUUGGCACGCAGACAGAUUUAGAUAGUGAUCUUCAGGAUUUUUCGGAGAAAGUACAGGGUUUGACCAUCAAGGAUAGCUCUAUGAAGGACCCCAAGGAUGCAACGAAUGCUAGUAAAAGGGACAUUGAAAAGUGAGUCGUAAUAUGAUGCAUUGAAUCACUUCAAAACUUGAAGAGUCGUAGAGGAUAUUAUUCUUCUGUCUUGUCUACUAACAUUGGUUCGUCAGAAGAAAAUAUCAUGAAAACUUUUCCCCGAUUGAAACCUCGACCUAGAAGAGCUAUUGAAUCUAGACCACAAUGGAAUGCUAAUAGACCAGGAACACGAUAUCGCACACAAAGCGAAAAAGAUCCUCAUUAUCAACGAAGACUGCGAUUAAGGAAACGUCAAGUUGAAUCUAGUGAUGAACGCUCAAGAUCCCCAUCUCCUGACAGAAGAAAAUUCAUGAAUAUUAAAUCGAAAAUUCGAACAUUAAAUAGACCAAAAGUAAAACUUGACAACUAUGAUGCAGACCUCUCAAUGGAUAGUUUGAAUUCUAUUAUACCAUUACGAACUGAUAAGAAUGGAAGAAUUAUUAUUGAAGAAAGUAAAUGCGAUCAAAAUGAUAAAACUCGAUUAAACAAUGCCCACAUUAAUAAUACUGAUAGUAUUAAAGAAUCACAAAGUGAAAAUUCUAAUCCCUGGUGCGGACAAGAAAUUUUGUCUAAAUUAUCUACUUUGAAAAACGGUCUUUUAAUGAAACAAAUCGAAUGGGAUUCCGAGAGAUGCCUAAUCUCUCCUGCUGCAUCAGAAAUCUUUUAACAAAAACCAAAUAAUCGCGUUUUUGUGCACAUUUUUGUUU